Zerene cesonia (dogface butterfly) is the source of this 1158-nucleotide messenger RNA. RefSeq names its product protein max (gene Max). The record is from RefSeq and is a predicted model, not a curated record. Gene Ontology annotation, molecular function: protein dimerization activity; DNA-binding transcription factor activity. The transcript is spliced from 5 exons. Bases 158 to 688 code for a protein of 176 amino acids. Gene Ontology annotation, cellular component: RNA polymerase II transcription regulator complex. Gene Ontology annotation, biological process: positive regulation of transcription by RNA polymerase II. NCBI's taxonomy places the organism in Eukaryota, Metazoa, Arthropoda, Insecta, Lepidoptera, Pieridae.
UCAAAUUAUGUCAAUUUAUGUCACGCGUUCUUUUGUGUGAUUGUGUGCAAGGAACCAAAAAAUAUUAAGAAUUCUUAUUUGGCCAUUGUUAAUUUCACUAAUGACUUUACGCACCUUUAAUACCGACUUAUUGUAAAUUGAACUUUACAAUUCGUUAAUGAUGAUGAGCGACGACGACCGCGACAUUGAUAUCGAAAGUGAUGCCGAAAACGACUCUGACUCUCGUCCACAUGCAAGGAAUGGCUUAAGCAGUGGAGGUUAUUAUUCUCAAGCUGAAAAAAGGGCUCACCAUAAUGCAUUGGAGAGAAAGAGAAGGGAUCAUAUAAAAGAUAGCUUUACAUCACUCAGAGAUUCAGUACCAGCAUUACAAGGAGAAAAAGUGGCUUCUACUAAUUUUCAGGCGAGUCGAGCUCAAAUUUUGAAAAAAGCUGCAGAAUACAUACAAUUCAUGAGGAGAAAAAACAACUCGCACCAACAAGAUAUUGAAGAUCUCAAACGGCAAAAUAGUUUAUUGGAGACCCAAAUACGAGCAUUAGAAAAGGCUCGAGCUACCGGAAACUACAUGGAUGCACACGAAUUGGGACUGGGCAUUAAAUCAGAAGGAAGUUCACAUGACACGGACAGUUCAGAUGGCGAAGGCACCACUCGACGGGUGAAAAAACUCAAGAUCAACAGUGUCAAUGUUUAAUAAGUUUAUUUUUAAGUCCUGUGCGAUAUUUGUUCUGAUAUGUUUGAGUCACGGAUAUGACAAGCUCUGUAAAAUUUGCAGAUUUUACUAUUUUUCUAAUUAAAUAAGGUUGUUGUACCUUGUAUAAUAAUUAUAAUGUUGUGCGCAUUGAAAUGUUAGGUUUUUUGUUUUUGCAAUAUAAUAUUAUUUUUGUAAAGAGCAUGUAUAAAGUGAGGGAUUUGUUUGCUGUUUAUCUUUGUCUAUUAGAGAUACGAAAUAUGUAUACAUAUUGAAUUCUUACAGCAAUUUAGUAUUUUUACUGGAUAAUCUAGAUUAAGCUAUCCUAUGACUUUUUAACUUAGGAUUUUACAGAAUAUACCUAAAACUAUCUAGUAUCCAUUUGUAAUAAAUGAUUGUGUACAAAAUACACUGGUUUAGAUUUAAGGAUCUUUUGAAUUAAAAAAUUACAUAAUUAAAUAAUAGUUAAUAAU